AUGACACGCCCCGUUGCCAAGACACGACGCGUGAAGCUCCGGGGCUUCGAACGGAUGCUCACAAUGGUCGAUGGCGUCUCGAUGAAGAUCGUGCACGCGAUGCUCGUGACCGGCAACGUGAGAGCCCUCGAGCACUUUGUGCCGCUUGCGCUCGUGCGCACGUUCAAUCGACACCCCCGCAUGCGCGCUCUUCAGGUCAAGGGCACGAAGCCCCUGGUCGAGAUCCAAGCUCCCCUCGUGCUCGACGACGUGCACGACAAGCAGCUCUUGCGGCUCCGGCGCUUCCCAGCGGCGGACAGCGCUUUCGCGACCGAGUGGCCGCACUAUGCCGAACACGAGUGCAACGUCGGCUUUGACCGGUACUCGCAGCUGCCGUUCUUCUUGACCUUGUGGGUGCAGGACGACACGGAUCAAUGUCGGCUCCUGCUCUUCUCGGACCACUACAUGUCGGACGGACAGUCGGGCAUGACCGUGCUCCACUGCAUCCUCGAGCAAGUGUCGCUCUUGUCGACACACGCCUUCAGUCCGCUGGAAAGUGCGCCCGUUCCGCCCGAGUAUCCCCUUCGUCCGUCGGUCUACGACAUGUGGCUAUCCAAGAGCUUCUUCGUCAAAGGAUCGCUGAAGCUCGUCAUGGCGUCCGUGGGCAAAGCCGUGUACCGCAGCGAGAUGAAGAAGUUCACGCCGCUCUUGCCGCCCCGCAGCGACCAGCACGACUUUGUUGUCCCGCCCGUCACGAACCCCACGUCGGCGUCGUUUGCCGAAGGCAGUGCCACCUGCAUGCACCGGUCGCUCGACACGUGCAAAGCACAGGGCGUUACGUGUGGUGGGGCUAUCGUCGCCGCGGCCCUACUCGCAUUGUACCAUGCAGCAAUGCAGCAACCGCAGCCUCGAUGUCGGCCGGGUGAGCCGUUCAAAGUGGCCGUCGACGUGGACUACAACAUGCGCCACCGCGUGCCCCGUCCUGCCCAAGAGAACCAGGUCGGCGCCUUUGUGGCCUUCACGGACCUCACGCGGUUUGCUGCCAAAGGGAUCGUCGAGAUGGAGACAACGCGGUUCUGGGACCUCGCGCGAAGCGCCAAGCGCGAGAUCGAUGUGAACCUCGAGCACCCUGCGAUGAUGGCGGCGCUGCCCGUGAUGAUGGACCAGAAGCUGCAUGCCCGGGUCAAGCCGUCGCUUGCAAAGGCAGUCAAUAUUCGCUACUCGCAGACGUCGGACGUCAACGUCUCGAACGUGGGCUGCUAUCCGUACACGAAGGAACACCUCAUUGCGUCCACCGCAAGCGAGCAGCCACCGGGUCUCACUGUGAAGAGCGUGCACGUGUACAACCCGAAUCCGCACUUGGGGCCCUCGGUCAUCAUGUUCCUCACGUCGGUCGAGUCGUUUUGCUACGCAAUGGCGCACAAGUGCAGUGACGACGCUGCGAACGCGCUGUUUACGGCAUGGGUUGCCAUCUGCGAACACCUCGGGCAGAUCGGGCCGGACGAGACGCUCACGGAGGUGUUGCAGCACCUCAAGUUGUAA
This is a messenger RNA of Hyaloperonospora brassicae, 1521 nucleotides long. Lineage: Eukaryota; Oomycota; Peronosporomycetes; Peronosporales; Peronosporaceae. The record is from the annotation of a GenBank genome assembly.